Amaranthus tricolor (Joseph's coat) is the source of this 1821-nucleotide messenger RNA. Its product is annotated as protein ALP1-like. NCBI's taxonomy places the organism in Eukaryota, Viridiplantae, Streptophyta, Magnoliopsida, Caryophyllales, Amaranthaceae. Bases 41 to 1096 code for a protein of 351 amino acids. The transcript has 4 exons. The record is from RefSeq and is a predicted model, not a curated record.
UCUUUUGGAAAGAAACAAAAGGAGUCGAAGAAAACUGAGAAUGAUUAAUUUAAAUCGAAUAAUAAGUUAUAGUGAUGUUUUGUGUAGAAGCCAUCUUCGUAUGAAUCGAUUUGCUUUUAGUAAACUUCGUGAGUUGGUUAGAGAUAUUGGAGGCUUGAGUGACACUAGAAAUAUGACUGUGGAGGAGAUUGUUGCAAUAUUCUUAUACACAAUAUCUCACCAUAAGAAAAAUAGAUGCGAUAGUUCUUACUUUUACAGUAGUGGAGAAACCGUUAGUAGACAAUUUCAUUUGUGUUUAAUGACCAUUCUAAAAUUACAUGAUGUGUUACUUAAGAAACCUUCUCCAAUAACUGAAGAUUGCGAAGAUGAUAAGUGGAAGUAUUUCAAGAAUUGUUUAGGUGCACUUGAUGGCACGAUGAUUAAUGUGACAGUACCUAGUGAGGAUCGAUCAAAAUAUCAAACUCGAAAAGGUAGCCUUGCCAUGAAUGUUUUAGGAGUGUGUUCACCUGAGUUAGAAUUUAUAUAUGUACUACCUGGUUGGGAGGGUUCAGCGCAUGAUGGUCGAGUACUUCGAGAUGCUAUUUCUAGGCCUAAUGGGUUAAAAGUGCCAAGAGGUUGUUAUUAUUUAUGUGAUGGUGGAUAUACUAAUGGAGACGGAUUUCUUACACCACAUAGAGGACAACUUUAUCACCUUAGAGAAUGGAGGAACGGAAACCGACAACCACGAAGUGCAGAAGAGUACUUCAACUUAAGACACGCAAGUGCUAGAAAUGUGAUUGAAAGAUGCUUUGGAUUAUUGAAAGGGAGAUGGGGUAUUCUUAGGAGUCCAUCAUGGUUUAGUUUGCAAACUCAAGGCCGAAUUGUCCUAGCUUGCUGUUUACUUCAUAAUUUAAUUAAAAAAUAUAUGCCACCAGGAUCGAUUUAUGAGGAUAUUUCGGAUGAUGAUGAAGAGCUUGAUGUUAGUGAAGAUGAUGACUUAGGAGUUGAGUACAUAACUUCUAUUAAUGUUUCUAAUCCAUGGACAAGUUUCAGAAAUGAAAUGGCUCAAACUAUGUUCAACAAUUGGCGAGCUCGACGACAACGAGAUGAUCAAUAAUAUGUGACUUUGAUGUUUGUAUUGUUGUAGAUGCAAUAGUUCCUUCAAUGUUUUAGUUGCUGUAUUUUUUUUUAAUGUUUGUACUACUGUGUUACAAAUGAACCAAGAUGUAGACAUGAAUUCUCAUAUUAAUAUGUUAUGCUGACAUUAAUUAUGUUUUCUUUUUUCUAAUAUCUUUUUAAUAUUUUAUUGAAAUUGAGCAUUAUAAUAGGAUGGAGGAAAGUAAUGGUAGUGCUGGAGUUACUAUUGGCAACAACAACAUGGGUGGACGAGGUAGGCAUAAAAGAUUUUGGAGUGGUGAGGAGGACAAAGCUCUAGUUCAAGCACUUCAUGAGUUAUCUGUUGAUCCAGAUUGGAAAUGUGAGAAUGGAUUUAGAAAUGGUUACAUGGUUCGCUUGGAAGAGUUGAUUGGAAAAGCAAUGCCGAGUUGUGGGCUUAAAGCUUCACCUCACAUUGAUUCCAGGCUCAAGACUCUUGUGGGAAAAUUUAGGGCAAUUCUUUUGAUGUUGGGUACAAGUGGCUUCAAAUGGGAUGAUGAGAGGCACAUAAUAUCUAUUGAGCGAUCUGUGUAUGAUGACUUCUGCAAGACUCACCCUUCUUGCAAGAACUUGUAUGGCGUAACUUUCCCUCAUCUAAAUGUCAUGAUGGAGAUAUAUGGCAAGGAUUAUGCAACUGGGAAGCCUGCUGAGGGUUUUCAGGAAGCUGUUAUUAACAUAGAAAAAGAG